UUGAUCAAUGACUCUCACCCUACAUACCCUGCAUGACUUCACUCUCCUCUUCCAUUCACCUCCCAUUGAACUCGUAUUCACCUCUCAUCCAGCAUGGCCUCGUCCUAAACGAUCCAUCCCACAAAGGCCACUGCAGAUUUCCGUUCUCGAUGCAUCGUUCAAUCCCCCUACAAUCGCCCACCUCGCUCUGGCAAACGCCAGAAGGCCUCGUUAUCGUUCCAUCGAAGAAUCAAAUGGACACGACUAUGAUGCUAAACUGUUGCUACUAUCCGUUAGAAACGCCGAUAAGCAACUGAAAUCUACGGACGCAACACAUGCCCAAAGGCUAGAAAUGAUGAUUAGGUUUGCACAAGAACUCGUUACUGUUGAUGAAGCGCCAAAGAAAUAUGAGAAUGUUGCAGUCGCGAUAAUUGGCGAGCCCACAUUUGUGGGCAAAUCUCAUCUUUUGCAAAGGUUUCUCAAGGAGCGCACGAAUAAUCAAGAAGAGUUCCGUUUAACGUUUCUGCUCGGUUUCGACACAUUGGAGCGAUUCUUUGCACCGCGUUAUUACACGAGCAGUGCUUCGUUCGACAUCUUAGAAGCCAAACAGCAGAUGUAUACUUCCCUUGAGGGCUUUUUCGCGCCUCACGGGGACAACUCUCGUAUAGUGUGUGCGCGUCGUAGUCCAUCUUCAUAUCCCCAAUCGACAGCCUCUCAAUCGCCUAGUAAAAUACCGGAAAGUCUGUCUCAAGAAGAUCCCCCGUUUGAUCCUACGAUACCAUACCCCCUCUCAUCAACUAUUCGGGACUUCUUCAGAUCUCGUUCUCUCACAUUUGAACUUGUCAAAAUGAUUGACCUCGGAGAAGAAGUUUGGGCAGUCAGUUCCAGCGAUGUGCGUAAUGCUAUCAUGCAGCGCGACGGACGAUGGAAAGCAUUAACACCACCACUGGUGAAGGAGUUUAUCGAGAUCCGGAAUCUUUACUGUUCAUAACUGAUUUGUAUUCUGUGAUCCUCCCAUCUCCGGAGUUGGGGAUUGUUAACUAGGAAACAUCGAACUCUCCCGGCAUACAU
This is a messenger RNA of Marasmius oreades (fairy-ring Marasmius), 1050 nucleotides long. RefSeq lists its product as uncharacterized. Gene Ontology annotation, cellular component: nucleus; cytoplasm. Lineage: Eukaryota; Fungi; Basidiomycota; Agaricomycetes; Agaricales; Marasmiaceae. The record is from RefSeq and is a predicted model, not a curated record. The transcript has a single exon. Gene Ontology annotation, molecular function: nicotinamide-nucleotide adenylyltransferase activity; ATP hydrolysis activity. Bases 8 to 970 code for a protein of 320 amino acids.